CUACCAUUCAAUUACCAUUCGAUGAUUACUCCGGUACUUAAUAAUGCAGCCAUUGUUGAAGUCAUAGGAAGAAAUCUUGACUCGACGCCGGCCCGACGAAGGGUCAGACGGCGGGUAACCUCGGAUCCUUGUCUGCCAGAACGACUACCUUCGUCUGCAUUCCUCCUGCGCGAAGCCGAAAGUGUAGCACCCAACGAAAUCCUUCGUCAACUGCGACGUAGUCCUUCGCCACCGUCGAGUCCGCCCGCGGAAGACGACGAUGACUUCACUCAUCUACGUUCUUCUAGUGUCAGGUCAACAGCAUCUGCUUCUGUGCAAGCCAAAGCAAAGUCCAAGGUCACGGACACACAAUGCUUCGGUGGCCCAUGGAAGGAGCCUCAGCCGUUUGAAGUCUUUCGUGCUGUGGAACGUAAGGAUAUCAUGUACUUGAUGGAAAUUCGAGACAGGGCAUUUCAUUUGUUGCUCAGGAAGAGUGGAGACGCUACACCACUCCUUCAUGCCAUGCGGAUAGGGCAGUCGCACAAAGACGUUGCUAUCAUUCUACUAGGAGCUUUUUCGCGAUGGGUUAAUCAUCUAGACGAGGCGGACAUUCAGAAGCCAAAGACUAAAGCCCUUCUGAAAGCACUGCGUACGAAUUUAAAGCUUGCCAUUGACUAUGGUCUAGCUCAGUCACAAAGUGAUCUUACUGCAUCAUUCCUACAGACGCUUAUAAUGAGUGAAGGCGACAAGUGGGUUUGGGCCCAAGUUUCUAAUGUCUCGCUUGCAUUAAAGGCAGGAACAACCGGUGAACCCGUCAAAGCGGCGAGCUCUGCCGUUCGCAAAUUUGCUACCAAGGAAUUAGGGAAAGCGGCACUUAUUGCAUCGUUGGAAGACUAUGUUGCAAACGCGACCGUGGACUUGCUGAUGAUGGCAGCAUGGUCAUCUUCGUUGGAUACAAUUCCCGGUGAACAGAUACCUACAUAUUUCUUCGCGCGAGAUGACCGAGUUUUUAAAUGUUUCACUGAACAACUCGACGAGCACGCGGGCGCUAUCCGUCAUGCCCUAAGUAAGCGUCUUAAGUGGCAACUGCGUGUUUUACAAGUUGUCAUCGAGACGCGGACAACGAGUUACCGAAGAAAGGUAGAGCUGCUGAGUGGUGAACUCGACUGUGGCGAAGGCGUGUAAGAUCUAUCAUGGACAAUUUCGCACCUGUAUCUCGGAACUAUCUAUUGACAUCAUUCAAGCACUAUCCGUUAAACCUAACGAGAUCCUGCUCAUUAAGGUGCCAUGCUGGUUUUAGAUUCCAACCAUCUGUGGCGUAUAAUGGGGCAAAUAUUAAUUUUUACAAACCAGGCAGGGUGACAAGUUGACCGAGUUCUCCUCUGCCUAUCGGCUUGUCAUGCAAAACUGUCUGUGUAUUUGUAGGUAGCCCUUGAUAAGGGUACAAUUACUGUAGAGAUUAUCAAUCGACU
This is a messenger RNA of Guyanagaster necrorhizus, 1451 nucleotides long. RefSeq lists its product as uncharacterized. Lineage: Eukaryota; Fungi; Basidiomycota; Agaricomycetes; Agaricales; Physalacriaceae. Bases 22 to 1164 code for a protein of 380 amino acids. The transcript is spliced from 9 exons. The record is from RefSeq and is a predicted model, not a curated record.